Molecule: messenger RNA, 2274 nt
Organism: Dracunculus medinensis (Guinea worm)
Lineage: Eukaryota; Metazoa; Nematoda; Chromadorea; Rhabditida; Dracunculidae
Source: the annotation of a GenBank genome assembly
AUGGAAGAUUUGGAAGAGAACCUUGACAGUAAACCUCUUCGUUUGCCGAAAAAAGCUGCUAAAGUGAAAAAUAAGGCGCCAGCCGCGUUACAAAUAACAGCUGAACAAUUACUUCGUGAAGCAAAAGAACGCGAUUUAGAAAUUGUUGCACCACCUCCAAGGACUAAAAUAUCAGAUCCAGAGGAACUUGUUGAAUAUCAACGUAAAAGGAGGAAGGAAUUUGAGGAUAAUAUCCGUAAAAAUCGAUCUCAAAUUGCUAAUUGGGUAAAAUAUGCAAAAUGGGAAGAAAAUAUCGGUGAGAUGCAGCGUGCUCGAUCUGUUUUUGAGCGAGCACUGGAUGUGGAUCAUCGAUCUAUUACUUUGUGGUUACAGUAUGCUGAGAUGGAAAUGCGGAAUAAGCAAGUAAAUCAUGCUCGGAAUAUCUGGGACCGAGCAGUUACCAUUCUUCCUCGAGCAACUCAGUUUUGGUUGAAAUAUUCGUACAUGGAAGAAUUAAUUGGAAAUAUACCAGGCGCUCGAUUGGUUUUUGAACGAUGGCUUGAUUGGGAGCCUCCAGAGCAAGCUUGGCAAACUUUUAUUAAUUUCGAAAUCCGUUAUAAAGAAAUUGAUCGCGCGCGAACAAUUUGGCAAAGAUUACUUCAUGUUCAUGGAUAUGACAUGAAGCACUGGAUUCGUUAUGCUAGAUUUGAAGAAAAAAUGGGCAAUAUAGGGAAUGCACGAACAGUAUAUGAACGAAGCAUCGAAUAUUUUAAUGAAAAUUUGAGUGAUACAUUGCUCAUUGCUUUCGCCCAAUUCGAAGAGCGACAAAAAGAGCACGAUAGAGCUCGUGUGAUUUAUCGGUACCAUAUUAGAUUUAUUUGUGCAGUCCGAAAAGCUUCAGUGCAAGUUUUAAAUGUAUUUGGUGAUUUUGAAUAUUUUCGUAGAUAUGGUCUCGAUCAUCUUCCUGCAAAUCGAUCGGCGGAAAUUUUUAAAUUUUAUACAAUACAUGAGAAAAAAUUCGGUGAAAAAGCUGGUAUUGAAAAAGUUAUCGUGAGUAAAAGACGACAUCAGUAUGAAAAAGAAUUACAGGAAUUGGCGGAAAAUUCUUAUAAUUAUGAUGUUUGGUUUGAUUAUAUUCGUUUACUUCAAGGUGAAAAACUUGAGCGUGAUGAAAUGGAAGAUACAUUCGAAAGAGCCAUUGCUAAUGUUCCACCUCAAAUGGAGAAAAAAUAUUGGCGACGUUACAUUUAUUUAUGGAUCAAUUAUUUGCUCUAUGAAGAACUGGUGACUUGUGAUUUUGCAAGGGUCCGAAAUGUUUAUAAAAUGUUACUCAAUGUUAUUCCACAUAAGAAAUUCACUUUCGCAAAAAUCUGGAUUAUGUUUUCUCAAUUUGAAAUUCGUCAGAUGAAUUUAGAUAGAGCGCGGAAAAUUAUGGGUACUGCUAUUGGUAUGUGUCCAAAAGAGAAACUCUUCCGUGUUUACAUUGACCUCGAAUCGCAAUUAAGAGAGUUUGAUCGCUGCCGUAUAUUAUAUGGGAAAUUUCUGGAAUAUUCUCCUGAAAAUGCCACCACAUGGAUCAAAUUUGUUGAGCUUGAAACUUUACUUGGCGAUGUUGACCGUGCUCGAGCUAUAUUUAAUAUAGCUGUGCAACAGCCUUCACUAGAUAUGCCCGAGGUUCUGUGGAAAGCCUAUAUUGAUUUUGAAGUGAAUCAAGGGGAGUAUAAAAAAGCUCGAAAACUUUACGAAAAUCUGCUGGAGCGAACUAAUCAUAUUAAAGUAUGGGUGAGUAUGGCAGAUUUUGAAGUUCACAUUGGAGAAAUAGAAGUUGCACGACAAGUUUAUGAAAGAGCUAAUCGGGCGCUAUUAAAUGGUGAAAAAGAGGAAAGACUGAUGCUUUUGGAGGCAUGGCUGCAAUUCGAAAGUGUUCAUGGCAAUCAGGAAUCUGUUAAUAGGGUAUCUAAUUUAUUGCCAAAAAAAGUCAAAAAAAGACGACAAGUACAAACAGAGGAUGGCCUGGAUGCUGGAUGGGAAGAAUAUUUUGAUUAUAUUUUUCCUGAAGACCGAGCAUCGCAAGCUACUAUAAAAAUGCUAGAAGCAGCGAUGAGGUGGAAGGAAAGAUUAAUCAGGUCAGAAACGAGUUUUGAUCGGGAUGAAGUGAAAGGAAUUGAUGCGGAAGAAAAUGAAAAUCCAACAGAGAAGGCGAAAAAAAUGGAUUUUGAUUCUCGUGAAGAUUCUGAUAGUGAUAUUGAUUCAUCAAGCGACUGUGAUUCCGAUUCAAGUUCAUCGUCGUCUUGA